Molecule: messenger RNA, 3544 nt
Organism: Diabrotica virgifera virgifera (western corn rootworm)
Lineage: Eukaryota; Metazoa; Arthropoda; Insecta; Coleoptera; Chrysomelidae
Product: juvenile hormone acid O-methyltransferase-like
Exons: 3
Coding region: 61-897 (278 amino acids)
Source: RefSeq, a predicted model, not a curated record
AAACCGAGAGAGUGGGCCUUUCAGAGUUGCCAUCUAGGCCGUACCGUCCAAAAUUUCGAAAUGGACCUACCUCAGUUAUACGCCAAAUACAACGAACUCCAAAAAACUGAUAAUAUGUUCGUUUUGGAUAAUUUUUUGGACGUUUCGCAAUGGCAAAUGGAAGAAGAAACUGCUUUCGAUAUCGGCUGUGGAGAUGGGAAAUUUUUAAUUGAACAUCUCGUUCCAAAACUGCCGAAUUUUGGAAAAUUCGUGGCUUGCGACUGUUCUGAGAAAAUGAUAGAGUUUGCUAGAAAAAAGUACUAUAUGCCGAGGGUUGAUUUUGUCAAAUUUGAUGUUAGUUCGGACGAAAUACCUGAAGAAUUUGAGAAUAGCUUUAAUCAUAUUUAUUCAUUCUAUGCGCUGCAUUGGGUCAGGAAGCAAAGGAAGGCAUUUAAAAAUAUAUUUAACAUGUUAAAACCAGGUGGAGAUAUUCUCUUGUGUUUUAUUGCAAAAUCCACUAUAUACGAUAUAUACGAAAGUUUGUCGAAAUACCAACAGUGGCAGCAGUACUCAGUUAAAGAAUACAUAUCACCCUACCAUCAUCUCCAGGAUCCUGAAAGUCACCUGGAAAAACUUUUAAAAAAGAUUGGAUUUGAAAUCAAAGUUUGCAAACUAGUCCGAAGGUCCUUCUUGUUUCCUAAUAUGGAGGUGUUUACAAACACAAUAACAGCCGUAAACCCCAUCAUUCCAAAACUGCCGCCAGAUGAAGUGAAAACAUACUUGCAAGAUUUCAUGGCCGAAGUCAAAAGCCACAAAAAAGUCAUUUUUGAAAAUUUAAAUAAUAACAACGACAAUGACACGGUUAGAGAAUUUCACAAAAUUUUCGUAGUCGUUGCCAAAAAACCUUUAGAUGUCUAAUAAAAAUGUAAAAAAUUAUGGUAGGCAAUAUUCAUCGUAGUUAGUUAAUAUACCAACAUAAAAACUUAAAAAUUACUUAAAUAACAAAAAUCUUUUAAGAACUUAAAAUAUUUAGAGUUACUUAAUAAAGAUCCAUAAAGUCAAGUGAUACUGCAUUGUUUAUACAUUAAUGAUAAACAUUUUUUCUCAAAAUCCAAAAAUAAUCAAAACACAGCUUUAUCACUUGCAUCUUAACCUACAGGUACCUGCUAAAACUGUUAAUAUCUUUAAAUAUUGAAGUUUUAACUAAUAUACUAACUCUAAUUUAUGACUAUGUAUUUGAUUGUAGUUUUAGUUAAGUAGAUUUUAUAUUGUAAAUUUAACUUCUAAAUAUCCCAGUUUUGCCGGUCAAAUAAAUAUCUCGAUUUAACAGAAUAAACAAAAAAUCAAUAAUUCUUCAGAAAAAGUUUUAGCAAUUUAAAAAGAUCUCGAAAGUACUUCUCCACCACAUCUCAAAGCUGGCAAGUCUUUUUUACUGAAAGGAUAGAGAAUACUCAUAAUACGCUAGUCCUAAUUUCUAUUCUUUGUCUUUCAUUGCGUAAUACUGCUUUCAUAUUUUUGAAACUGCUUCUGGACAUCUCAAUGCGUUGUUUUUUUUAAUGCCGCGGUCCCAUUAUUCAUUUAGCACACAUUUCCAAUAAUUGUAUCUGAGUACUUUCUCUAAAGUUUUUUCUUAAAUGUAGGUUGUUUCGUCUUUAAUUUUGUUCUUACUAUUAAUCAUAAUUUUUUGUGUGUAUUCAGAGCCAUGUCAUACCUCUCGCAGCCCUGUGUAGUGCGAUCAACCAAAAUUUACAGCUCUUCUGUGCUGUAUACAAUGAGAAUUGUAUUGUCGUCAUAUCUAAGAUUAUUCACUAGUUUUCCACUUGAGAAAGGCACUUUGCCGAAACAGCUGUAGAAAUAACAUAGUUGUAAUAAAUUUUGUGGAAGUAUAGAAAAACAAACGUUUUUCAUUGUUUUAUUGUGAGAUACGAUAUUUUUGCUAUUUUAUAUGCUAAAUAAUAAUUUUAAGAAGAUAGUAUCUAUCAUAUAUAGACAAUAUAGUACCAAGGGACUAGUAAAAACCAAAUGAGAAAGCACUAAAACGUACAAAAAAAUGACAAAUCCAUGGGACCGGAUGAAAUACCUACAGAACAUAGAAUCACAUUGAUAUGCUAGUAGAAUUAUUCCACGAAAUUUAUUAUACCGGGGAAAACUCAAAAAACCCUUUGCAAUGAAAUGUGAAGAAUAUAGAAUGAUUAACUUGAUGGGCCGUGUUUUAAAAGUCUUCUUAUGCGAGUGAUACAUGAACAUGUCUUCAAAAAACUAAACGAUAGAAUAAUAGGAAACCAACUGUGAUUUAGAAAAGGCUUUGGCACUAGAGAGGCAUUAUUUAAUAUACAAACACUCAUAAAACGGUAUCGAGAUGCCAACUGUGACAUAUUCAUGUGUCUAUGUAUGACUUUCAGAAAACCUUCGACAAAAAAACAACACAGAAGGAUUACAAUCAUAUUACGGAACACAGAAAUAGAUGAUCAGGAUGUGAGAAUGAUUGCAAAAUUUAUACCGAUAUCAGAAAGCCGCAUAAUACGAGUAGACCAACAAAAAUUUAAAGAGAUACUCGUCUAUAAAAAGAGGAGUACGACAAGGAUGUUUACUAUUCCCUCUACUUUUUAAUAUGUGCUCAGAAGAGAUGUUUAAAGCGGAACUAGAAGAUAUCAACGAAGGCAUAUGAAUUAACGGAAAACUAGUGAAUAAUCUUAGAUAUGACGACAAUACAAUACUUUGCCGAAACAGCUGUAGUAAUAACAUAGUUGUAAUAAAUUUUGUGGAAGUAUAGAAAAACAAACGUUUUUCAUUUUUUUAUUGUGAGAUAAAAUGAACUUCCAUCAAGUAACGGUCGAAUCCAUCAAAAAUAUCGUAGCAACAACAUUUUACUUAAGGGAAAUGGCGCAAAAUCUUGUCUGUCAAUAUUUUCAAUGUGUUUUAAAUGAAUUCAUUUUUUUUCGAAUUUUGAGAAAACUAAUAUGUAUUUUUGAAAAAUAUAAACGCAGAAUGAAAGAUUCCGUUAUUACCGAGGGCUGAAAGUCCUUUAGAAUAAAUAAAAAGUUUUUUUAAAUGAAAUAUUUGCAAUUAAAAGUCUCACUAAAUUUACUCUUUUAUUUUCCCCCCUGUAACUUAUUAAAAUAAACAUUAUAGAAGUUUUCAGGCACUUUCGACCCUCAGUAAUAAUGUAAUCUUUCAUUCUGCGUUUAAAUUUUUUAAACAUGUUUAUUAGUUUUCUCAGGAUUCGCAAAAAAUUAAUACAUUUAAACACAUUAAACAUGUUGACAGGCGACAUUUUGCGGCUAUGCCCUUAAAGUAAGAAUGUUUUAUAAAUGUAUAAGAAAUAGACACAACCCUGAAGAGUUACUGAUAUUUUUUUUAAUUAUGUAUAAAGAAUAAAUGUUAUGUAAUGUAGAGUAAAUAAUAGAUAAUAAUCAAAAUUAAAAUUUAAUUAAAAAAUAUCUACAAACUAUACAGCAUACGAGAUAUUAUUUAUGAGUUGCAUUUUAGCAAGUUUUAUAUAAAUUUUUCUUAGAAAUAAACAAUUAUUUUUGAAAAUAGAUUAAUUUUAUUUAAAAGUUUAGUU